AAUUUCUGGAUCCAUUUAUAAGAUUCGGAUUCAGCACUUGUUAGGGAUUUAAAACAGUGAUUUGAAAACUAUGCCACAUCGAACCCGACCUAUGACUGCACUUCUUGUAUUUACUGGUCUCAAUGUUGUGCUGGUAUCAACCAUCACUCCAGUCUAUGAUUUUGUAUGCUUUCAUCCAUAUUGGGAAAGAAGGAGAGAGCGUCGUCAGCAGCAACGAGAAGCUGCUAUGGGGAAAAGUUUUUAACAGGCAGAAGUAUCAUCUACAACGCCUUAGGAUUGUACAUUUCAUCUAAGUUCCUCACUCUCUGAUAUUUUUGGGUUGGAUUUUCUCUUAUCCUUUCUAACACUCAUGGAAAUGAAGAUAAGAAUGGGAUAAGAAAGCCCUUUUGCUUGCCAACUGCAGGAUUUAUUGUCCACUGAUUGCAUAUUGUUGAAAAGAAUCAGAACUGGACCAUUAGAUUCACUAGCUGUCAUGUUUGAUAUGUCAUAAUCAACCAACCUUCUCCUCAAUGCCCUCUUUUUUUUUUUGUUAAUAUCUGCUUUGCUUUAGCAGUUUGCUCUGCCAAUGAUACUUACUGAUAAUCUACACUAAGUUCCUAUGUUCUUCCA
This is a messenger RNA of Momordica charantia (bitter melon), 609 nucleotides long. Lineage: Eukaryota; Viridiplantae; Streptophyta; Magnoliopsida; Cucurbitales; Cucurbitaceae. The record is from RefSeq and is a predicted model, not a curated record.